Thamnophis elegans (Western terrestrial garter snake) is the source of this 5107-nucleotide messenger RNA. RefSeq names its product ergosterol biosynthesis 28 homolog (gene ERG28). Gene Ontology annotation, molecular function: protein-macromolecule adaptor activity. The record is from RefSeq and is a predicted model, not a curated record. NCBI's taxonomy places the organism in Eukaryota, Metazoa, Chordata, Lepidosauria, Squamata, Natricidae. The coding region runs from base 124 to 546 and encodes 140 amino acids. The transcript is spliced from 5 exons. Gene Ontology annotation, cellular component: membrane; endoplasmic reticulum.
CGUCUGACCGUCGACCAAUCGUCGCGCAAACUAAGGAAGGGGCGGGGCUCGUGCGCCUUAAGUUGGAGGCGAGCAGCGAAUCUGGUCCGCCUGCAAAUCAGAUUGUGUCUUGCUACUUCUAAGAUGAGCCGGUUCUUGAAUGUACUUCGUAGUUGGCUGGUUAUGGUGUCCAUAAUUGCUAUGGGGAACACAGUGCAAAGCUUCAGAGACCACAGCUUCCUUUCUGAGAAACUCUACACAGGCAAGCCAAGCCUUGUAAAUGGCCUCCAAGCUCGAACCUUUGGCAUUUGGACCUUGUUGUCUUCUGUGAUCCGCUGCUACUGUGCCAUUGAUAUCCGCAACAAGACCCUCUAUAACAUCACACUUUUGACCUUCUUCAUUGCCCUGGGCCACUUCCUCUCUGAGGUGUUUAUUUAUGGCACAGCAGCUGCAACGAUUGGUGUCCUGGCACCCUUAAUGGUGGCAAGUUUCUCCAUCCUGGGGAUGCUGAUUGGACUACAGUACCUGGAGGUAGAAACCACAUCGCAUAACAAGAAGCGGAAUUGACAUUACAGUACCUGUCUUCCAAUCUGCCCUCCAGUCAUCUUCCGGUGUCUACCAUAUUAUCUUCCUGAUCUUCUUUUUCGAGCCUGUACCCUACAGGGCAGUCAGAACAUUCUUAGAUUUUCCUAUUGGUUAUUUUAAUUGCCAUCAUUUUGAUAUGAGCAGAUAAUAGCAGAAAAAUAGUUUUGAGCAUUUUCUCCAAACUGGGUAUGGGGAGCAGUAUCUUAAAGCAUCAUGAGAUGUAGUAGAAAAGCCAAGAGAAGUUGUGCCAGGUGAAGGUUAUAGAUUCCCUCUCUUGACAUUCUGAUGGCAAAUGAUAGAAAAAGCAGUGCUGUCCAAAGUUUGAUGAAAGAGGGGGCAUGAAAUGUCUCCAUAGCCCUGGGCAUAGUUAUCCAUAAGUAUAGCUUGCCAUAAAUGAAAGGGAACUGAAAACUUGUGAAGAAGACCUAUCUCAUGUCUGACCUAAAUGCAAAGUACCUUAUAAAUUCUUCUUUUUGAAGAUUAAAGACUAAAGAGCGAAGCUUGGUCCUCUUUCCUUUAAGAGGCUACUUGUUUAGGUAACUGCUUUCUUCCAUCUUCCAGGAAACUGUUUCCUUUUCUCUGAAAAUAGUACAAUUCAUUUAAUUGCUGUUCUUUUCUGAACAUACAUGAGAACUGGAAUACUCUAGGCAAAGCAAGUACAUAAAAAGCCAAUAUUCCUGCCCAAACGAGGUUGAACUAGAAGACCUCCAAGGUCCCUUCCAACUCUUGUUAUUCUGUUAUUUAUUUCAAAAUAAAGCUGAAAACCCUUGUAAAAAAGAGGCUGCCAAGGCCAUAGAACAAAUAAGUAACUUUCUGCUUCUGAAAAAAGAGGCAAAAAAUGUGACUUUUUCAAUGUAAUGACUGCUGCUAUUGUAGUUAUACAAAGUAUCUGGUUCUAUCCUUCUAAAAUGGAAUGGACAUUAGUAAUGAAAUGGAUUCUACUUCUGUUCCUAUAUCUUCCCACAUAAACACCAAAUUUUAUUAUGUUUUUAUUCUGUUUUUUAGAGAGAUGGUUUUAAUGGUUUUUAUAUAUUAUUAUGAAUAUGUAUGCCACCCAGAGUAAUUGUGUGAGAUGGAUAGCUAUACAAGAGAUAGAUAGAUAGAUAGAUAGAUAGAUAGAUAGAUAGAUAGAUAGAUAGAUAGAUAGAUAGAUAGAUAGAUAGAUAGAUAGAUAAAGAAAUAUGCAUUGGAGAUCAGAGUAUAUGAAACAUUUUGGAAAUGCACAAAGAACUCAGAAGGGAUUAAUGGAAUCUUGCAUUGCAUGGUCAAAAAUAUCAUCUCAGAUGGUUGUAGCCCACAGUUAGUAUUUAUCUACCUCUCUUUACCAGUGUGUCAGAUGCUAACACUAAAUUGUGCAUAACUUAGCUGUUAAGACUGUCAUCUGAAAUGGCUAGACAGUCAUUGAAGCCAAUUAUAACAGAUGUCAGUUUGCUAGCAAGACCAGUCAAAAUUUCAAACAUCUAAAGGAAUAAUUUCUCCUACGUUUAUCUUCUUGUGCAUUAUCUUCAGAUGAGACUUUUCUCUUUUAAACCUAAAAAGAUAUAUCAUGCAUCCACAACAGAGAGGGCCUUUUCUGUGAUGGCAUCUUUUCUGCAGUGGACUGUGAAUGUACAGUUGACAUUAACAUGGUAUUCUUAACAGGUUUUAUUUCUCCAGCCACCUUAACUUGAAAUCAUUUUUUGUAACUGGUUAAAUGUGCCUCUCAAUUAUAUUAAUGUUUGUUGCUUUAAUAUUGUAUUGCAUAUGCUUUCUAUGCUGACUUUUGUGCAAAGUGCUUUAUACCAGUCGCUCCCAACCUUUUGGGCACCAGGGACCUGUUCUCUGCAGUGAGGUUUUUCUGUGGACCAGAAGAUGGCAUUUAAUUUCAUUGUACGAGGUGCAAUGACAAUAAAGUAAACUAAACUAAAGGGACAUGGUUUCACACCCUGCCUGCAUACUACGGAUGGGGCUUCAUUUGUUUGCACAGACUGGUUUCUGGCAUGCUGCAAACAAGUGCCGGGCCACGGACUGGAGUUGGGGACUCCUUCUUUAUACAUUUUUUAAAAUAAAUAUAGCUCCUUAUAAAUUAUUUUGGGUUGGGAUGCUCAAAGGCAGGUGUGUCAGCCUCAGCCAUGUCAAAAGUUCUGAAGAUGAUCACAGAAGCAGCUUAACCCAGUCUUCCCUAACUUAGUAACCAAAUAGUUGGGACUACAACACCCAUCAGCCCUAGUUAAUAUGGCCAGGAUAGUGGAUUGGAGGGACUGUAGCUGAAACUCUGAACAUUCCAGGAAGCCAUCUGAACUUUUCAUUGGCUAAGUAGUUCUUCCUACAUCCUAAAUUUCUUAGUAGUAACUCAGUUCUGUGAGGAACCAUUAAAGGAAAUCAGUAUACUUAGUCUGCAGAAAAAAACUGAGGGGAGAUGAUGUGUAGAAGAGGGAGUGGAAUUGUCCCAGAGGGCAGAACCAGAACCAGUGGGCUGAAAUUACAGGAAAGUAAAUUCAGAUUAGGUAUUGGGGAGGAAGUUCCUACAUACUCUGUAAUAAAUUGCCUCAUGAAAUUGAAUGUUCACUGGAGGUCUGAUGGCUGACACCAAGUAGAUAAUUUUGAUUUUUCAAUAUCUCCCAAUUCUAUGAAACUCUUGUCAGCUUCCCCAGAGGAUUGUUCAUUUUCAUUUUGCUGUUUAACAGAGCUUUGUAACUUAAAUUGUACUCACAGGAUAGAUAAGGGUAAGGAAUGAAAACACAUUGACUUUUUAAUGCAUGCUGAUAGGUGAAAUAAGGACUUUAUGGUACCUAGUAUUUAUUCCAGAUGAAUUACCUUACAGGACAUGUUAAGCAUAUGAAAUUAACAUAUGAAAAAAAAAUGUAAAUUAACUCUUAAACUAUUCAACUUAUAAUGUACUAACUUUGGUUCAUACAGCACGGUAAACUAAAAAGUGUCUGCCUGCUUUAUGGUUCAGAAUGUUGUGCUAACUUAGCCAAAGUGAUUAGUACUUGAAAAAACUGACAACAUAUGAAUUAUUUUAAAUUGUUUUAUUUUUUAAAUAAUCAUUUUCCUCAAGAGUUUUUGUGGCUGCACAGCUCUGUAAACUCAAGUCAAAAAUAAACUAAAACAUCAAUUACAUCACUUGAAUUGUCAUUCUUUUUUUAAAAAAAUAUGCAUCAGUGUUAAUUACUGCAGUGCACACUGGUGAUCUGAGCAAAAAUUGCAUUCACAGAUACAGCUAUUAACAAAAACAAUAUACGUCUAAUAACAUAUUUUGAGUCAAUAGUUGUUUUUAUCUACCCCUGGAAUUUUCUCUGGCAAUCCUAAAUGCAUAUGUAAUUGGAAGAAUUCAUAUCAAGUAUGGACUUGUUUCAUACAGGAAUGUCAGGAUUGAUCAUAUAUAACACAAGAAAGUACUUUCCUGGUGAACUUUUCUGAUAUAUUUUUUUACAUUUUUAGCAUAAGGAUGAAAAUACAAUAGGUUUUUUCCUUCUUUCCUGGCAUCUGCCUUCAAAUACUUACUUUAUGUAUUGUGUAAUACUUAUGAUUUCUUUUUGAUUUCCAAUUACUCUUCAGUUUGAAGUUAAUAAUUUCUCUGCUAGCAAUAAUACUGCUUCUACUAAAAUAUUAGUGAGCCUUCCUUAAACUAAGGACAUUAAAUUCCCCAGAGUGUUUAUCAGAGGCUUGUUAUAUUAGCACACAAUCUCAUGGUUAGCAAAACCUGGAUUCUGCGUCUUGUGCCUUUUAUUCCACUUUUCCUCCAUUCAGAAUAACCAAUUCUACACUGUACCAUCAUCCUCUUUGAAUAGCAAUUCCUAUACUGAUUCAAGAUGGUCCUGAAUUCUCUGGGAACAAGCUUCUCUUCAUCAGUCCAAGACAUCUUAAAUCCAUCUUGUCUGCUAGUAAUUCUUCCUGUUCCUCUUCAGUCAGUUUCUUCCUACAAGCUUCUUAGCCAUUUCAGCCCUCCUUCUCACCCACCCUCAUGGGGGAGACACUAUUGGAAAAACCCUAAUCGCUUCUUAGCUGUAUUGAAGCAUACUUUAGAUCUAGAUAGCCAGAAGAAAACUUUUGAAAAACACUGCACUUCAUUGAAGCUAGUGUGGCAACCAGGUGCAUAUAUCUGACAGGACAUUAAAAUUCAGCAGUACCCAAACUACUACUAUGACAUUAAAAUUAUACAAUUACAUAUUUGCAUCACAUUUAUUGCAAGAAGAUAAGUUACAGCAUUUGUAUGAUCACAUGAGCAUGUCAUCAUAUGUAUCCACAGAUGGACGCCCAUUAAUCUAAGGCUCCAAGUCCAAUAUGUUCAACUCAUUGCUGAGUUCACACAUCCAAGUUAAGUCACAAUGUGUUUUGAUAGGUGCGUUUGGCUUAGUGUAAACUAAUUCAGCAUUCUCUCAGAAUUGUUCUAUUAAAAUUAUUAAAGUAAUGUCUGGUUUGUUUUCACUGUAACUAUUCUCAGUAAACCCACCUAGGGCUGUUAACGUUUAGGAAGUAAUAAAAAGUCAAGAGUAAAUAUAUCACUUUCUGUGGUACAAUUAAUAUACAAGUUAUCUGAAGAAAAAUAUUAAGGGAGACA